This is a messenger RNA of Zophobas morio, 1842 nucleotides long. Its product is annotated as aldehyde dehydrogenase, dimeric NADP-preferring-like. NCBI's taxonomy places the organism in Eukaryota, Metazoa, Arthropoda, Insecta, Coleoptera, Tenebrionidae. The transcript is spliced from 2 exons. The coding region runs from base 267 to 1781 and encodes 504 amino acids. Gene Ontology annotation, molecular function: aldehyde dehydrogenase (NAD+) activity. Gene Ontology annotation, cellular component: cytoplasm. The record is from RefSeq and is a predicted model, not a curated record. Gene Ontology annotation, biological process: aldehyde metabolic process.
CCCCCAAUCUCUUAUCACCAACCGACUCGUUCGAUAACAAACAAUGACAUUCACUGUCACCUCAGUGCUCGCCUCUCGGCCUAUCCACGCUCCCGAACCCCAUCCCACCACUCCGCGUCCUUAACCGAACCCUCCUCACGGUCAUUGCUGUCGCCAAGGCGAACCGCUGCACCGCCACAAUCGGCAAGAACCACCGUUCCACUACAGUUCCUCCGGUUUAUCUAACAGUUGCAUCCAUGCAAGCUAGAAAGUGAAUCGAGAGUGAAAUGGCAGCGGACGCAGUCAUCGAUCUGACGCUGAGCGCCCCCCAGGUGGUGCAAAGCGCCCGCGACAGGUUCAACGAGGGCCGGACGCGACCUCUGCGCUUCAGGAAGAAGCAGCUCAACGGCCUCCUCGAGUUCGUCAAAGAGAACCAAAAUGCCCUGUUGGAGGCGAUGCACCAGGACCUGAAGAAACCGAAACAGGAGGUGAUGGUGCUGGAGAUCAUCCCGUUCGUGAAGGACGUGGAGCAUGUGUUGAACCACCUGGACGAGUGGGCCAAGCCGGAGAAGCCCAGGAAGGCGAUGGUCAACUGGAUGGACGGGGUGAUGGUCUACAACGACCCGUACGGGGUGGUGCUGGUGAUGGGCGCGUGGAACUACCCCCUGCAGCUGACGAUGACGCCGGUGAUCGGUGCCAUAGCAGCUGGGAACAGCGUGGUGAUUAAACCGUCUGACCUCUCCCCGGCCACCAGUCAACUCAUGUACGACCUCCUCCCCAAAUACCUGGAUAGAGAAUGCUACCCUGUGUACCUCGGCGGGGUUAAAGAAACCACCGAGUUGUUGAAAGAGCGCUUCGACUAUAUUUUCUACACCGGGGGCACAGCGGUGGGGCAAAUUAUUCACAAAGCGGCCAAUCGCUACCUCACACCUGUCACGCUAGAACUCGGCGGGAAAAGCCCCGCCUACAUUGACGCCUCCGCUGACCUUGACAAAACCGUCAAGCGCGUCCUGUGGGGUAAAUGCAUCAACUCGGGGCAAACUUGUGUAGCCCCGGAUUACAUUCUCUGCACGAAGGAAGUCCAAGAUAAGUUCGUCAAGUGUGCCCAAAAGGUCAUGCUUGAGUUCUACGGACAGGACAUCCAGGAUUCGCCUGAUUACUGCCGGAUUGUCACUGAUAGACACUUCACUCGCUUGGUUGGACUUCUGUCAGGACUUAAAGUAGCACUUGGAGGUCGCUAUGAAGCUAAAGACCGCUUCAUAGAACCUACGAUUGCCAUAGAUGUAAGUCCGAACCACCCCAUCAUGCAGGAGGAGAUCUUCGGACCCAUUUUGCCCAUCAUACCCAUCAGUAGUGUGGACGAAGCCAUCACCUUCAUCAACAAGAGGGACAAACCUCUAGCUUUGUAUAUCUUUUCGACGAAGAAGAGAGAUCGGGAGAAGAUGCUUAAAGAGACGUCGAGUGGUGGGGUUUGUGUUAAUGACACGAUUAUGCAUAUAGCGGUGGAGGAUUUGCCCUUUGGGGGCGUGGGACAAAGCGGCAUGGGGGCGUACCACGGGAGCAAGACCUUUGAUACCUUCACCCACAAGAAGACGGUUCUGGUCAAGGACUUCCAAGCCCUACCCGAGAAGAUCCUAGCUAGUAGAUACCCACCCUACUCGGAUUCGAAAAUCGCUUUUAUCAACCUAGGGAUGAAAGAGAGGAGGCGGCUCUCGCUCAAGUACUUGCCACACAUAAUCAUGUUCUUACUGGGGGCGGCGGUCACAGUCGCCGUGUUUUACCUCUGCAAGUACGCGAAGUGAUGUGAUAUUUUUUAUUUUUGUAUUUUUGGUGUAUAAGUUUUUAAAUAAAUAGUGAGUUGGA